Molecule: messenger RNA, 975 nt
Organism: Aspergillus melleus
Lineage: Eukaryota; Fungi; Ascomycota; Eurotiomycetes; Eurotiales; Aspergillaceae
Gene: SHY1
Product: cytochrome oxidase assembly protein SHY1
Exons: 4
Coding region: 1-975 (324 amino acids)
Biological process (GO): mitochondrial respiratory chain complex IV assembly
Cellular component (GO): mitochondrion; membrane
Source: RefSeq, a predicted model, not a curated record
AUGAGGUCCAUCUUCUCGGUCCUCCAACGGACCGCAACGACGGCCUGGAAGCAGCCCCCGAUCGCCUCCGCCCUCCGCGGUCCUCGCGCGACGUUCAAGCUCGACUCAAUCUGUGCGAGAUGUCGACGCCAGCAAGUCCGAUUUAACAGCCAGCAGCGGCAAAUGGGCGAUGAUCCGCGCUGGCUGUCGGUGGUGGAUAAUCCGGCGCAGAUUGUGCGGACGGGGAAUAAGCAUGGACCGGGGUUGAUUAUUUUAGCUUUAAUCCCGAUCAUUUCCUUCGCCCUCGGAACCUGGCAGAUCCAGCGUCUCGACUGGAAAACCAAAAUCAUUGCCAAAUAUGAAGACCGUCUCGUCAAAGCACCGCUUCCGCUGCCGCCGCAGAUCGAUCCUGACGCUGUCUCGGAGUUUGACUACCGGAGAGUCUACGCCACGGGUCGUCUGAGACACGACCAGGAGAUGCUGAUCGGGCCGCGCAUGAGGGAGGGGGAGGAUGGGUAUAUUGUGGUGACGCCGUUGGAACGAGGUGAGGGACAGAGUACCGUACUGGUCAACCGGGGCUGGAUCUCCAAGAAGAUGAAGAAUCAGAAGGAUCGAGUCGGCGGACUGCCUCAAGAGGAGGUGGUCGUGGAGGGAUUGCUCCGCGAGCCGUGGAAGAAGAACAUGUUUACGCCGGAGAAUAAGCCGGAGAAGGGAGAGUUCUACUUUCCGGAUGUGGAGCAGAUGGCGGAAUUGACAGGCAGCCAGCCGGUGUGGAUUGAACAGACCAUGGUUCAGGAUAUGGUGGAAUUCUAUGAUCGAACGGCCAAGGGAAUUCCUAUCGGUCGUGCGGCGGAGGUGAACCUGCGAAACAACCACAGCCAGUACAUCUUCACAUGGUACGGUUUGUCUUUGGCAACGUCGAUCAUGCUGGGAAUGAUUAUCCGGAAGAGACCCAACGAGGCCACACGUCGGGUGCGCGCAAACCGGAACUGGUAA